Cantharellus anzutake is the source of this 883-nucleotide messenger RNA. RefSeq lists its product as uncharacterized. Bases 44 to 790 code for a protein of 248 amino acids. The record is from RefSeq and is a predicted model, not a curated record. The transcript has 4 exons. NCBI's taxonomy places the organism in Eukaryota, Fungi, Basidiomycota, Agaricomycetes, Cantharellales, Hydnaceae.
UGACAGUCUAGGUUUUCCCACUGGGUACUUCAUCAUACGCAAUAUGGCGAACGGUCGCCUGUGGGAUGUCUCCGGAAAUCUCAAAGCUGAUGGAACUAUGGUGCACCUGUUUCGCGAAAAGGAGUAUUCUCUUGUCGAAAUUCUGAGAGAUCCAGGGGCUGAUAAUCAGUUAUUCUUCAUUGACUACACUGGCGCCCUCUGUUCAAAGCCAACUGGACAUGCAAUAGACAUUGAAGACGGUCGCCUCGUUCUUCGCUACCGUCGUCCAAUGACUUUGCCGUUUCCUAACUCGUACUCACAUCCACUGCCUCGGUUUGUCUAUGAUCCUUCGACCGGCCACAUACUUGUCCGAUUCGCAUGCGACCCGUCCUAUCCUCCGCCAACAGAGAACCCAUCCCUUGCAUGGAAAGAAAGGCAGUACCUUGUGACGGCAGUGCCAAUGCCUAAACCUCCCUCUUUGUUGGCUAACGCUUCCCAAUUCUUGGCGUCUGCCGCUUCAAAAUUGACCUUCACUCCGGAAAACAAUCCGCACGGCAAUAGAGAAGAUUUUGAUUUGCGUCACGAUGAAGUACUGGAAGAAGAUAGAAUCGAGGAUGAAGUUGAUGACGAUUCUCCAGAACAUAGGCGUAAUAUGCAAAUCGUAUCUAUUCCCUUAUUAUCGAACGAAUUGAGAGAGCCAGGGACUAACAUUGGGAAACGCACAAGAGAGAGACGAAGGUGGGAGAUUGUCCCGCUUCACAGAGAGAGAACUAAACCACGUUCCUCCCUUCCAAUGAAUCCGAAUUCAUGAAUUAAUUCUUUGUUCCUUCAUCGGGGCUUUAUGCUGAUUAUCUUUCGUACAUGUACACUACUGUCACAAUCUCGAAUGCGAUGCAACCUGGUG